UAUUGACGACAGACAUCGCGCCUCAGUCGCUAGCUCGGGAUGACAAUUCGUGUAAAUGCGCAGCUCUGCGAACCUGAAAAGAAACCCAAGUACUGUAAAGUGAUGAGACGUACAUAAACGCUGCUAUUAUCAUGGGCGCAAACAGCAGCAGUAUCAGUGAGUUGAAUGGAAAUGAGUACUUACGGGGACUGGCCGGACCUGAUACGAUCAGUGACAAUGAUCCGUUUUGGAAUCAGUUGUUGUCGUUUUCCUUCGUGCCUCCUCAAAGCAGUUCUGAUUAUAGACUACUAGAGGAAGCUACCCAUAAUAUUUGCAAGGCAAUGGCACACAACAACAUCAACAGUGGUAACUUUGGUGCACUUGUGUCUGUAUUCUUGAAAAGAGCAGCAGAGCUGAAAACCUCUACACAGUGUGAAAACAACCUGUUCACAUGGCAAACCUACAAUGCACUGUUCAUAGUGCGGUGCCUGUGCAAGUACUUCAUAGAAAAUAUGAGCGAGGAAAGUGUCAUGAAGCAGUUUAAUGCUUGGGAAAAAACAGCUCAACAAGGAACUCUAGAGGAAGAGAAGGACAAGAAGGAAUCUCUUGUGGACAAGCUACUGAAUGCGCUGGUCGAGAUCAUCGUUGAUGUCCCCGUUGUGAAUUUCACGUACAACAUGACGAUGGAAGCAAUGAAUACGCUCAUCAUUCUAUGCAGUGUGCAGAUCUUCAAAGCCCGUCCCACUGCAAAGUCAACCAUUUUCAGAUAUCUCAUGCAGGGCAAGUGCUCAAUACAUGCCUGUCUCCUGGUGAAGACCUUGUUACAGCACUAUGUGAGGCAGGAGAAGGCUCCAGACGUGUUGCAGACCGGUGGAGGAAGCUAUAUUAUUGGCUUUGGACAGGCUGUCGCUAGUGGCUUGUGGUCCAUGCUCACCCUUGGCUAUGGGAAGGCAUCACCGCAGCAAGAGGAAAGCUUGCGUCUUCCACCACUGUCUAAUCAUAGCCUUCUUCUGUUACUCAUUCUAACCAACCACUGCACGAGUGACAAGAGCCUUCCAAACCCCUACAGACAAGCACUGUUCUCCUUCACUGAUUCUCACGAGCAAGGCGAAGCGUCCGCUCCGCUUCAGGCCGUCGCCACGUUCAAGACGGAGUACGCUCAGCUGUUCGACGGUCUCGCGGCGACGCUGGUCGACGACCAGACGACGCUGCUGCUCUACCUGCUCAUGCACAAGAACCCGCAGUUCAAGAGCUUCGUGCUGUCACGCACGAGUCUCGACGCCAUCGUGAUGCCUAUAUUGAAGAUUCUGUAUGGCAGUCAGGAGAGGAACUCCCAUCAUAUCUACAUGGCUCUCAUCGUCAUCCUCAUUCUGAGCGAAGACGACUUCUUCAAUAAGGCCAUCCACGAAAUUAAUAUAAAGAGCGUGACGUGGUACACCGAGCGUCACAUAUCGGACGUCACCCUCGGCGGGCUCCUAGUGCUGGUGCUCAUCAGAACGAUACAGUUCAACAUGACGCGCAUGCGGGACAAGUACCUUCACACGAACUGCCUGGCGGCACUCGCCAACAUGUCGUCGCAGUUCCAGCGGCUGCACCCGUACGUGAGUCAGCGCAUCGUAGGCGUCUUCGAGACGCUCGCGCGGCGCCACGCCAAGGUGCUGGAGCGCGUGCGAGACUGCGUGCAGCGAGCCGACGGCGAGGACGAGGGCGAGGACGAGGCAGGCGAGCAGAUGCAGGACCUGGCCAUCCUGGAGGAGGUGUUGAGGAUGGUGCUGGAGAUCAUCAACUCUUGUCUCAUGCACAGUCUGCAGCACAACCCGAACCUCGUCUACACGCUUCUCUACAACAAGCAGCUGUUCGCACAGUUCCGAACUCACCCAACGUUCCAGGACAUCCUUCAAAACAUCGACACAGUAUUGAACUACUUCUCCACUAAAUUAGAGGAAGGGGAUAAGAACCUCUCCCCAGAACAAGUGUUAGAAAUCAUACACCAGGGUGCGCUGAAAUGGCCUAGGGACAGGUUAAAGAAGUUUCCGGAGCUGAAGUUCAAGUACGUCGAGGAGGACCAGCCGGAGGAGUUCUUCAUCCCGUACGUCUGGUCGCUUGUCUACCAGUCCUCGGACCUCUACUGGAACCCGACCCUCGUGCAGCUCUUCACGUUACAGACGUAACGAAGGCGUGUUAUGCCCUGAAACCGGGCCUCUGCUGGGUAGUGCUGCCAUCUGGUGUUCACGUUGUGGAACUAAGAGGUGCCAUUGGCAAGUCGGAUGGUUAUCGAACCAUGUGGCGAAUUUGAAAAUGUACGAGACAGAGAGAGGCAGCAGAUAUCCUUAGACUAUUCAGCUUACACAUGCGAAAAAAGUCUGUGAUGACAUGACUAUUGUGCGCUGAGGAUGUACGUCAAGUAUUAUCUAUAUAUCUUACAGCACAGAUCGUGCUGGUAUAGGGCGUACGCAGUGCACGUGUGCCGCCCGGUGGGUCAAUAUAUGCAUGUAAGGCACAGACCGUUAUCUACUUGUAAAUAUACGCGCUGCAAGUUCGCAGUUGUAAUCUUUAAGGGUGAGGGCCAGGUUGUUUACGGAGGAGCGAGUGAGCCGGCAGCGUGGCGUGGGAGAGCUGCUAUGAUAAAAUGGCGUCUUAACCGCAAGGCCGGAUGGAAUGCGUGCCCGGCGCGGCGGCGAUAGCAGCACCGCACGCACACACACGCCUGUGUGCACACCCUAUCAAAUAGCCAUCUCGGCUGAUCGCAUAAUCGAAGCAAUCUUGAGCGUAUAUGCAUUGCAUAGCGCCGCGUGUAAAUAAUGUCUUUAGGGAUGAUUUAGUAGCAUGACGAGUGCUUCCUCUGUCGGUUUCCGGUUGCCCCGGCGACGCGAGAUGCUUGAUGUUGCGGCAGCGAUCGUCGGCGGGAGGGACUAGCGCUUCCCUGCGACACAAUUAUUUCAAUCCGCUGUCGGCGUUUCACGCCUUAAGCUGGGUUUACACUGCCAACUUUGAGUUGCCGAAUUGCCGAAUUGCCGAAUUAGAACAUUUUCUAAUCUCCUAACUAGCUGCUAUCGAUCGGUUGGACGUGCAACUUUUGCGUUUACACUGCUGAUUGUCGGUUGCGAAAUUGCGAAGUUGGUACAAUUCGGUAAUUUACCAACACAAAGGUGGCAGUUGUAAACCUAGCUUUGGACAUGUUUUCAGGAGUAGCGUGAUGAACGGAUUAUGUUGGUGUGCUAGGAUUUUUACUCGUGGUUACUAUAGUGAUUGUUUUUUUCGCUCACGCGGCAUCGUCCUGGUUGCAUGUGUGGCACGAGUAUUGAAAUAAUUGUUCGCUGUAAUAGACCGUAAAUCGAGGUAGAAAUGUAAUCGGAAGUUUUUAUGUAAUCGAUUUCGUUGGAAUUUUUGUUUUAAUUCUCAUCGUUUUUUGUUAAUUGCAAUAUUUAAUGCUUAAUAUUAAUUGCCGGGUGACUAUUUUUUGGCCACUGGAUUUUGCGUGAAGAAACGGAGCUGGUCUUUGGAUUAUGAUAACGGUUGUUACUUGCAUAAUAUAAUGUAACACUAUAAUAUAUGUAAAGAAUAAAUUUUCAUUCAGAUUUA
Messenger RNA from Priapulus caudatus, 3561 nucleotides. RefSeq names its product dymeclin-like. The record is from RefSeq and is a predicted model, not a curated record. The transcript has 16 exons. Gene Ontology annotation, biological process: Golgi organization. Gene Ontology annotation, cellular component: Golgi apparatus. The coding region runs from base 132 to 2150 and encodes 672 amino acids. NCBI's taxonomy places the organism in Eukaryota, Metazoa, Priapulida, Priapulimorpha, Priapulimorphida, Priapulidae.